GCGCGGCCCCACUCAUUGAGGGUGGACGGCGCAAGGGAAGCUCCAGUGCAGUCAACAACACCGCGCGCAGAAAGGAGGGGGGGGGGUGAGACUUUCGCCUUCGCGGAGAAAGGACAAAGGUUUCCUGCCCGCUCUUGAGUAACCCCGAAGACUCUAAAGGCCAGCAUGGAAGUGCAGAAGGAAGCGCAGCGCAUCAUGACCAUGUCGGUGUGGAAAAUGUACCACUCGCGUAUGCAGCGCGGCGGCCUCCGGCUCCAUCGCAGCCUGCAGCUCUCCCUCGUCAUGCGAAAUGCCCGGGACCUCUACCUCUCCGCCAAGCUGGAGGAAGAGGACGAGAUGGCCGUGGGCGUCGGCCCGGGAGAGGGGUUUGCAGGGCAGCAACCGCACCUGGACUUACAGGGGUCGAGCCCUCAACAUCUGGAGGGGCCCCCGUCACCCCCCAGUCCUCAGGCACUGGAGAGACUUCCCCGGGCACAGCCGGAGGCUUCGCUUCCCAGCCCGCCGUCUUUGGAGACACCGCCGCCGCUUGCUUCGCUUGCAGCCGAGCCGGAGCCCAUGGAGACUCAGGAGGAGCCCGGCUGCUCGCCCGCGCCUGCCCAGUCCCGGACUAGCUGGAGCCGGGGCGCCCCCAAGCCGAGUCGCAAGCGCCGCAGCAGCAGCCUGGGCAAGAUCGGCGCCGCCGAAGCCGGCCUGGUGCCCAGCAAGAAGGCGAAGCUGGUGGAAGAGGAAGGCGAGCGGCAGCCGCAGCGCCAAGAGGGCCCUUUCCCGAGCUUGGCUCGAGUCUUGCAGGACCGCUUCUCGGGCUUGAUCCUCUCGCCGCAGGCGGCGAAAGGCGGCGACGAGCCCAAGGCGAGCUGCAGGCGAGGGGACGGCGGCGUGCUCAGCAUCAUGGUGAGAGCGGUGAUGGCUUUCUAAAGCGCGCCCCUGCCAAGGACUCGCGGGAGCGGAAACUUCUCGGUCCGGAGAAGCGGAGCCUGCCGGAGCCCCUCUUUGGCGGCUGGGGGGGCUGAGCACCGCCUCCCACACCCGGCUUAGCAGCCCCGGCUCCUUGGUGGCGGGGCCUUGGCGCUCAGGAAGGCGCGCAGCGGGAGGCUGGUGACGGAUGGGGGGGCGGGCGGGGGUCACAAGCGAGUCCCUCCGCCUUUUCCUCCCGGUGGGGUGAGGCAAGAGACGCUCUGGUGGCCUGGGAAACAGGCGGGACAAAAGCCUGCGGGAGGGGGAGCGAUGCUUGCCGGAGAAGGACGCCGCACCUUGGCCUGCGAGCCCGGGACGCAGCUGUUGUGAGCCAAACGAGGGCCCGACCGCGCCAAGGAGAGCGUCGGUGUUGCUUAAUGGAGGAACUGCAAUAACUUUGAGAGAGGUGGGGGAGAACCUCCAGGAAGAAAGACUUCAAACCAGUCGGAUCUUGCAGUCUGCUUUCAGAUGCUUGAUUCCUGUGGAAAAAGCAACCACUAUCUGUACAGUGUCUUUUGAAUAUUUUUUUUUUUGGGGGGGGGGGGGUUCUAGUCAAUGACAUGCUUAUUCUGCCUUUUUUUUAAAUUGUUGCCUCUUCUGGGUGGCUGUUUUGUUUCCCCCGUUUCCCUUUGGAAUGGGAUUAAAGGGAGGGGAGUUCAAGACCCUUAGGCAGCUGGGGCAGCUCCUCUGAAGGGUUAAAAAGUCCUGCUGGGAGCUGUUGAAGAAAAGCAGCUUUUGUCAGUCCCGCUCCUUCCUGGUGUGGGGGGAGAGAGAGAUCUGCCCAGUAUUCUUUUCCUCAGGGCCUUCCCUUUUUUUCUUACCUAGUAAUUAAGAAUGAUGAAGUGGCCUGUUUCUUUUCCCAGAGAAGAUCUCAAAACCAGAUUAGUCUUGCCUGUGUGUGUGUGUGUGUGUAUGUGGAGAGCAGGAAGGGGGAGGGGGAACCCAACCGGUCAUACUAGUUAUGACACAUCUCUCAUAUGACUAGCAUUUGCAUUACAUUGGGUCCAAGAGUGCAGGGGAUUUCCUACUUAUGCUGCCUUAGCUUUGUGUGUGUUUAAAGGUGUGGGUAGAACCCUGAGUGACUCAACUGUAUGUGUGUGGGGUGGGGGGAUUAAAGUACAUACAUUAAAGGCAUACUGGCAGCUUUCCUUGAUGCCUGAAGCUGUCCAGAUAUACAUUGAACAGUGGUGGGCAAUACCAUUUUUACCUCCACAAAACUUUUCUCAUGACAUUUCCAGAUUGGACAUUUCUCAUUCAGAGAGACUGAGACUGCUGUUAUUUAUACUUUUUUUUUUUCAUUUUUAAAAGUGAUCAUUCUGUGAAAUUCCAAGAUACUUUUUCUCUCUUUGCUCAUGCAGUAUUUUUUUGACCUGGUCUAUUGUGAAAUGCUGCUUAUUGUUCCAUGUGAGUUUAAUAUAAAUACUUCACAAGUGUGUUUAAUGCUGUUUUUGUUUCAAAACUGGCAAGAUUGGUGACUGUCAAGGUACUGUGUAAUGCGACUUGUAUGUUUUCAAAGUUUUGUAACUUAUGUUUAUCUUCUGUUGCUUGAAAUGGGGAAAAUACAGGCUUCUUUGGUUCUGGUUUUCACCCUCAUGGUGUUAAUAGUUUUGGUCACUGAAAUAAAGACCAUCUGAUUUUUUAAAAA
This is a messenger RNA of Sphaerodactylus townsendi, 2599 nucleotides long. It is a transcript of the gene IER2, whose product is annotated as immediate early response 2. Bases 166 to 915 code for a protein of 249 amino acids. Lineage: Eukaryota; Metazoa; Chordata; Lepidosauria; Squamata; Sphaerodactylidae. The transcript has a single exon. The record is from RefSeq and is a predicted model, not a curated record.